AUGGGAACAUUAUAUGAACCUGAAACAGAUUUUCAUCCCCAGAGCACAGAACAGGAAUCACCUUCCAGAGUCAUUGCAAAGUCUUAUCCUGCUGCUCCCAAAGCCAUGGCCUAUAGGUCAAGCCAUAGGACCGAUCCCGACCGGGUGUCGGCGGCCGGCCCGGUUCUCGUCGCUUCUCCUCCGGGUGCGGCUGGAAGGGUUCGCGGGGCGGGAUGGGGCGGGGCAGGGCCGGGCGGGGCCGGGGUCGCUCCGGCAGCGGCAGAGAGUCCGGCCGAGGCAGAGGCUCCGGCCAGGCAGAGGCUCCAGCCGAGGCAGAGGGUCCCACAGAGGCAGAGGGUCCCACAGAGGCAGAGGCUCCGGCUGCGGCAGAGGCUCCGGCCGAGACAGGGGGUCCCACCGCUCCCCGCCAUCCUCGGCAUGCUGCGGGCGCGCCUCCGCCCGGGGCGGCUGCUGUCCGCCGCUCCGCUCCGCCCGCCCGCUCCGCGGGGAGCCGCUGCCGCCGGGGAUCCCGCCCGGAGCCCGGGCACCACCCGCGCUGAGCAGGCUCACAGGGUGGUCGCAAGUUACAAACCUUCGAAGUUUGACAAAAAAAUCCUUCUCUGGACUGGACGUUUCAAGACAGAAGAAGAGAUUCCUCUGAGGAUCCCGCCAGAGAUGCUAGACAAGGCAAGAAACAAGGCCCGAGUGAAAGCCUGUUACAUCAUGAUUGGGCUCUCAAUUAUUGCCUGUUUUGCGGUGAUUGCUUCAGCUAAGAAGGCUGCUGCACGUCAUGAGUCCUUAACCAGCUUAAAUUUGGCAAAGAAGGCCAAGUGGCGGGAGGAGGCUGCACUGGCUGCAGAGGCAAAGACAAAGUAACUUCGCCUGAAAUGCUGAAGGUCCUUGGAAGAGCAAAAUUACCUGCUGCUGACAGCAAUUAGUGAGUUUCACCCCUACAUGAACAACUGCAAUAUCCACACCCUGGAGCCAGUAAGGGCAGCUACAGCACUACAAAAAGAAAGGGAAGGUCUCUUUCAUUAGGAAGAUAUUCAGGAUACUUGUUGCAUAUAAUUAAAACUAUUUAGAAUGUUUUGCAUAUGAUUAAAAGCAGUAAUUCAUUUUAUAGGAGAUGAGGUAGUUUCCUAAGAAUGCCAGUUACCUUUGGUUAGAUAACCACAAAGUAUUUAAACCCAAGAAGUUUUCUGUCUGGUGACAGUGCAGUUAUUCAGUGCACAAACUGCCACUUGGGAUUCAUUGGCAUCAAUGCUGUAUUCAAAAUGGUAUUUGCAUUUUUUAGUUUUAAGCAGCAACACUUAUUAGAUCACUAAAUAAAUACAGCAAACAUCUGUA
Molecule: messenger RNA, 1326 nt
Organism: Parus major (Great Tit)
Lineage: Eukaryota; Metazoa; Chordata; Aves; Passeriformes; Paridae
Gene: FAM162B
Product: family with sequence similarity 162 member B
Exons: 5
Coding region: 1-855 (284 amino acids)
Source: RefSeq, a predicted model, not a curated record